UGGGUAACACGACAGUCACUAAAGAUUGACGACACGGUCUACAAGGGGCGGGAUUUCAUACGCACCGAGAAACAGGAAAGCUACUGUGUCGUUCAAGUUUUGGGACUGGCAAGGAUCUCAGCUCUAUCGUAAUAAUUACUUUAAACGAGGUGGGAAUCGAUAACCUUGGUGAUCCUGCGCUUUCACAGCCGUUUUGGUGAGAGAAAAACUCACUGUUAGAGUCUGGACACGACUGUUGACAUCUCUCGAACCAUAUUGUGUUUGCAAACAAUAAGGUCCAAGCUUUGCAUUGUUGUUGGAAAGUUUUCCUGUUGCAAAUUCGUUGAACACCUUUGGCGGCUUGGGGCGCCUGCCUCUCCUGCCCCCUGCUUCCCUACAGUUGGCACAGAUUAAGACCCAGUUGGCUCUCCACCAGUUGAAUGCACUUGCUGCCACUAACGCUGCCACUGCGGUCCCAUCACCUGCACAGACUUUGCUCAACCUCCUGAAGGUCUCCAUGUCUCACCCCAUGUACAACCCUGGUGGGGGAUCCUUCUCUGGUUCUCAGAGGUCCAUGGUAUCCAACCAGUAUGGCCUUGGUGGUCAGCCUGGUAUGGACAUGGGUGGCUCUCGCCUCGGCCCUGGUGCUGGCUCCAUGUCUGGAGCGUCGCCGGGUAUGAUGUCUUCAAUGAGGCCUCAGCAGAUGGGCUUUCCGUUGGGCCAGCGUCCACCACAAAUGUCCCAAGACAUGGAAUCCUCCAUAGAUAUGCACAUUAGAGGAGCCCGGGAGGAAGUUCGCCUGCUCAGCCAAAUUAUGCCCCAGCAGCCAAAGCCAGCUGACCCACGCUUGUACAAGGAUUCAAGGGAAGAAGUUGGUGGUUUUCCUGGGCAGAGGGGAUCUGGCAGAAUAGACGAACCGUCCUCGCCGGACUGGUCGUCCUACCAGCCCCCCAGCAGCAAAAAUUUUACGUCCUCUGGGUUGGAUCGUUCCUCCUCAUCCUCCUCAAUAUUUCAAACCUUGGGGUUUGGAAGCGGCGGUCCUGGUGCUGGAAGAGGCGGUGUCGAGAGCCAGACAGGUCCACGUUCGGUUCAUUCUGAGCGCCCUCCUGUUCGCUACACCUCAGAGAGUGCCAGCAGCAUCCUCGCAAGCUUUGGCCUUUCAAAUGAGGACCUUGAGCUGCUUAGCCAUUACCCUGACGAUCAACUUACACCUGACAAUCUGCCUUUCAUUUUGCGAGACAUCCGCAUUCGCAAGGCCAAGCGGAGCCUACCUGACACUGAUGACCGAUCUCCGCGCGAUCACAGGGGACAAGAACCUCGACAGAGCAAAGUAAUUGACUAUGGACACUCAAGUAAAUAUGGCUAUGCAGAGGAGGGCUCAGACUCCUAUGCAAGAGAUCCAGUUCCGAAACAGUUGCCGAAAUAUGAGCGAGAGGGAGUAGGAUCUGGAUCAUCUUUUGGUGGAACCGAAAUGACGAGGCGCACUCAGGCAAGUGCAGCAGCGCCCAUUUCAGCGAAACCAGCUCCGAUGGACCAUAGAAAUGUCUUGGCCAGUCCUGAACUCAAAGCAGCUCAGCCCACCUCCCUGCCUGGAAGAGAUCCAGUACCCAAGUCUGUUCCUCCUGCGCCCAGCCGCCCAGUGGCCAUGCCACCUACCCAUACCGUUGGUUCCCGCGCUGGUAUGAUGGUCCUGGGAGAUGCCAGUGGAGGUCCGAAGCCCACCACAUGGCCUCCAGCCUUCCCUCCUCCAGGCAAUCCGUCCAGCAUGAAAAGGCUCCCGACACCCACUAUGAUGAACGAUUACUCGGCUGCCACCCCAAGAAUCUUUCCACAUACAUGCUCUCUAUGUAACGUAGAAUGUGUCCAGAUUAAGGACUGGAUAGAGCAUCAGAACACGAGUCUUCAUAUUGAGAGCUGUCGGCGUCUCAGGAAUCAAUAUCCUGAAUGGAAUGUGGAAAUUCUUGGCGUCUCCAGAAAUGAGCCCAAACCGACUGUUGAACACCGCAGUCCGAAGCGCCAUUCAAACUCCCGGUCUGAUUCUUGGACCAGAUCUCCUAGUCCAAGACGGCAUCAUGGAUCCGCCGGCCACCGGCCGCGUUCCCGCUCCAGAAGCCCAGCCAGGUACCGGCGCUCCCGCAGCCGCUCCCGCUCUCCUCGGAGGUCGUCCCGCUCCAGCCCCACCUCCCACAGCCGCCGGCGCUCGCGCUCCCCUCCGUCGCGCCGCUCCAGAUCCCCCUCUCCGCGGAACUACGGCAGGCGCUCUCCACCCCGCUCCGGUCACAGGGUGAACCCCCGGAGGCCCAGCCCCCAUCGGCGCCAGAGGUCCAGCAGCAGUGAAAGAUUGGCCAAGAAGCUCAUUGAAUCUUCUGCCGGCUUGAACAUCAAGGACAGCAGUGCGCUGGAGGCGGUGGUGAGCUCUUUAGCUCCGGCUCUACUGGCUGAAUUGGCCAAGAAGAAGAGCGCUGCCGCCGGCUCGUCCUCCGCCUCCAGGGAUGGUGGCCGCAAGCGGUCUCCUUCGCCCGCCCACAAGCAGAUGACCUCCAAAUCCAGCAGUUCAUCCACAUCCAGCUUCUCCAAGAGAAAGGCUGGGCCUGGCACAGCUUGCCUCCUCCGGUUCAAAGGAGUGCCCUACAAAACUACCCACCAGGAGCUUGUAGAUGCCAUCCAGCCUUUUGGGAAGAUCAACAAUGCCUUCCUGCUUAAGGCUAUUGAAGAGGCCUCGGUCUGCAUGGAGAGAGAGGAGGACGCCAGAGUGUUGGCCAACUGCAAGAACCUGAAGAUCCAUGGCAGGUUCAUCAGCAUCUGCAAGGAGGAGGAGCUUACGGAUCCUAGACGACUUCCUACUAGAGAGGAGAGGAAGGUUACGGUCGUUAAAAGAAAAGAGAGAGCCCCACCGACAACAUUUAAGGCAUUUCAGAACCCUGCUAGGGCAGCACAGGCCUCCUUUAAAGGAGGCAAACCCCCAGGUAUGAUCCCAGGAAAAGGGGGACAGACAGCCAAAUCUUACCAGACUUUAGCUAAAGCUGGGCAUACUGUAACUAAAGCAGGCCAAAAAGCUGGGCAAACUUUAACUAAAGCAGGCCAAAAAGCUGGGCAAACUGUAACUAAAGCAGGCCAAAAAGCUGGGCAGAAUCAAGGAAAAGCAGGCCAGAAUCAAGGAAAAGUGGGCAAGAAUCAAGGAAAACCCUCAGCUAAACCAGGCCAGACCGUGGCUAAGCCGUCUCAGACCACAACAAAGGCCGGCCAAACUCCCGCGGUCCCGACUGCUAAAGCUGAACCUCCACUUAAAGCCCCAGAAACACCAGCUGGCAAGAAAGUUGUCAAAAGGGAAAUCCCAUGGAGGAAGAACGUGGUUGCAGUAUCUGGCCUGCCUACGACUGGGCCGACAGAAGAACUGCUUGUGGACUUGGCUAAACCACAUGGCUGCAACACUAUCCCUGUCAUUGCUGUCAUGCAGGGAAAGGCGUUCAUCGAGAUGCCCACUAUGGAGGCUGCGGAGGCCAUGGUGAAGGCCUAUUCCGAGACGCCAGCAAAGAUGGAGGACACUCCGCUGACCAUCUCAAUGAUGACCACACCCAUCGACCUCAAAUACACGGAAUCAGUCUUCAGGGUUCUGAUGGGUUUGGAAAAAAAAGACGAGAUCUCCACCCUGCCGUCGCGUCUCCUGAUCGUGUCUAAUGUGGCCAGCAGCCUUAGUGCGGUCACAGAGAUCAUGGAGCUCGUCAAGCGCUUCGGCGUCUACAAACUGGCCCUGCCUCUCAAUAAACGGAUCAUAUUCGAGAUGAACACGGCUAAGGUUGCCAAGACCGUUUACACCCGCUUCAAGAAGUUUCCCUGCAUCAUCCAGAACAAUCCCCUCACCUUCACUCUGGCCAGACCUCUGAAGACCCCAGAGGAGGUCAAAAAGAAGCAAGAAGUUAAGGGUGACACACCAGGAGCCAAGUCUGAUGAGACGAGCAAGAAGGCUGCAGAUGCUGCAUCAGCUGGCCCAGAUGAUGAUGUCAUUUUUGUACAGGAAACAUUCAGUGCCGUCACAGUAGCGCCUCCCAUUGAUGAUGAUGACCAAUCAGUGACCCCUGAUGCCACUACAAGUCUGCCUGCCGGUGAUGCUAUGCCUGAUGUCAUCAUGAUAACCGCCCCUCCCGGUGAUGAUAGUGUGGCGGUGACCCCUGAUAUCUCCGUAGCAACAGAACCUCCUUGUGACUCUGCAACUGAAGUGACCCCCGAUGUCACUACCUCACCACCCGCCGAGUCUGUUUCCACCUCUGCUGUUAAGGACUCCCAGCCUGAUGCCACACCUGCUCAAGACAUCUCUACUGCUGUUGUUGAGAGCCCAGAGGCCUUGGCUGACGCUGCAGGCAUCACUGCUGCUGAGACUGACACCCAGGUGCUCACCCAAGAGGAGAACCUUUCAAAGGAAGCUGCUGCCGAAGAGUCCUCACAGACAGAGGAAGCGGCACCCGUGACCACGCCAGUCUCAAAGGACGUUGAGCCACAGCCACAGCAAGACAAUCAGGAGGACACCGAGACCUCCCCCAGUGCUGAACCGAUGGAUGUGCCUGUGCAACAGGGUGAACCUGAGGGAGAGCAUGCCCUGGAGGAACAGGGCACUGUCGCUACCGGCAACAGCGCAGAGAGUGUCACGGCUGCAGCCUCCUCUUCAGUAGCCAUGGAGACACCGGAAAUCUCCACCGAAGAAGCAAAACAGGGUAGUGAGGAUAAAGAGGAGGACUGCGCCGAACCACAGUCGAGCAAAGAUGACGAGUUAACCGAUCCAAAGGAGGAGUCCCCGUGUGGUUCGGCCAGCUCCUCCAAUCAGCCGCCCGCUGCUACUGAGGAGUCCAGCGCUCCUCCAGGGGAAAAAUCAGCGGCGGCGAACCCAGGGUUACCUGACGGCACCCCGGUGUUGGACUUCCCGCCCGUCACCCAAGAGAUCCUGAGAGCGUUGGAGGCAGCCGUGCACCAGUGUCGCAUGCAGUCCUCCUUGAGGCGGGCGGAGGAGGAGGCCAAACAGAAACAAGCGGAAGCAGAGAAGAAGAACGCUGACAAUAAACCUGCUGCGAAACCAGCUACCCCAGGCAAACCUGACAAUAAGUCUUCUACCCCAAGCAAACCUGCUGCUAAACCAAGUCCACAGGAAAAGAAAGCAGCAGCAGCAGCAGCGGCGGCGGCGGCGGCGACGACGACGACGACGACGACGACGACGACGACGACAGACCUCAAGAAGGCCCACACUUCUUCCUCAGGCGGAGGUAACGGUCGCGGACGGAAAGACUCCAGUCCAGAGAGAGACUCCAGGCACAGGAGCAGGAGCAGGGCGGGGUCUGACGAAGAGCAGCUGCCUGUCUCUCGGCGAGGAGGAGGAUCGUCCAGCUCCUCUUCCUCCCGCAGGAGCAGGCAGGACAGCAGCCCUGCCACCAGGACUGCCCGAGGCCACGAGGACGAUGCCAGGCACAAGAGCCACAGCACUACUAGAAGCACACGCUCAUCAGGUAGCUGCAAAGACAAGAAGGAACAGGUUGCUGUUGAGCAGCCGGAGGAGGAGCAGGAGGAGGUGGAUUUCCCCUUUAACAUGGAUGAGUUUGUGACUGUGGAUGAGAUCAGUGAUGAUGUGGAAGAGGAAGCAGCUCUAGUUCCUGAGCAAAUCUCCACGCGGAAGAGGUCUCGGGACUCCCCCCAGACCGUUGGCAACUCCCCACCCCAGAAGAAGCCGGCCACGCCCUCCCAAAAGACUUCCACGCCAGCCAGCAAAGGGAAGCAGGCGAAGAAAGCCACUCCGAGAACAACGACGUGCAGAACUCGAUCCAGCAUGGCUGUGGAGUCGACCCAAGACUCAAAGGACGUGCCAGAGGCAGCGCUGGAACCGGAAUCCUCCAAGUCAGAUGGCGAUGAGGCAGAUGAUCAGAAGGACGACCUUCACAAGAAUGGCACCUACGGAGCUGUUGGUGCUGAGGACCAGCAGGAGGCGGUAGAAGAUACCACAGAUGCUGUGGAAACUGCAGCGAACUCUGACUCCUCGGAACUAAAUCAAACACAAGAGGUUGAAGUAAAGACCGCAGAAAGCUCCCCUGCUCGGGCAGUGGCCGUGGUAGAAGAGGGCCACGUUGCUAUAGAGAGUUCCAAAAGCAUUGAGGCAGAAGACGUCACUAAGGGUGAGACUGAGGUUGCUGUUAAAGGUGACGAGCCAGCAGACACUGAAUUGGCUGUUGGGAAGACCGACACCCAGACCUCAGACACCACAGAGGCUGUGAACCAAGAGGAGAUUGGAGUUUCAGUGUCGGGCCAUCCCAACCAAAAUGUGCUGGUCACGCUGGACGAGGUCAGCGAGGGCGAGGAAGACUUCCCUGAUGACGCCGAAGAGGAGGAGGAGCUGCUGAAGAGGCAGGCAGGGGAGGAUCCCGAGGCGCUGGUGACUGUGGACGAGGUUGGGGAGGACGAGGCGGAGAAUCCAGAAGAGCAGGAGAAAGAUCUGCAAGCUUUAGUCACUCUAGAUGAAAUUGUGGCAGAUGAGGAGGAGGAGGAUGAUGAUGGAGAAAGUGGCCUUCGUCCAGAGACAGUCCCAGACAACCAGGAGGAUGAAUCAGGGGAGCCUUUCAAUCCUGAGACUCUGGUGACGCUUGAUGAGGCCCAUGGAGAUGACUGUGAGCUGGAGGAAGAGGAGGAGAUGAAGAAGAGCCGUGUGGAGGAGGAGGAUGCCGCUGUUCCUUCAGACAGCAUGGCUGAGCCCCCCAUGUCCCCUGGGAUGGAGGAGGUUGGGAGGAUGAAUUUUGUCACCGUGGAUGAGGUGGGCGAGGAGGAGGAGGAGGCAGAGCAGCCGCAACAACCAGCUGUGGAGGAAGAGGAGCAGGAGGAAGAAGUUGUAGUCAGCACAAGGAGGGGCACCAGAGCCAAGAAGAGAGCACGACAGACUCCAGUGAGGAAGUCGACACGUGGAAAGAGGGGUGCAAAGCCUAAAGAGGCGGUGGACGAGGAGGAGAGUUCAGAGAAGACACCUACUCUCUCCCAGCCCGAGGAGGCGUGCUCAGCCCCGGACCCUCAGGAGAAGGAGCCCAAACCAGCGUCGUUGUCCUGCGAGACCCAGAGCGCAGAGGAGGGGACGCCGUGUGGGCAAGAGAACAAGGGCGUCCUCCAGGAGGUCGAGGGAGAGGUCACUGACGUCGGCGUAGAAGAUACCCAGGGCUCCUCAGCAAAACCGGAAAUGCCUGUUACCAAGGAGGACAGUGUAGAUAUGCAAGCUCCCGUCAAGGCGGACUGUAAGCAGAGGAGGGAAGAGGAGGUGAAGUCGGAGCCAGAGGCCAAGAGGUCCCGCUCUGCAUCACCCGUGAACGCAGAUGUCAUCAUGCCUCCUUUCAAGCCUGACACCCCAGUCGGGGUGGACUUCGUGGUGCCUAAGACGGGAUUCUUCUGUAAGCUGUGUUCACUCUUCUACGGCAGUGAAGACACAGCCAAGAGGAGCCACUGCAGCAGCCGGCGCCACUACCAGAACAUGGAGAAAUAUUACCAGAAACUGAAAUCUCAGCAGAAGAUGAGCAACUCCAAACAGACGUCCCGUCCUGGGUCCACAUCCGAAUGAUCUUCUAAUUCACCCACUAUUGGCAACAUUUUAUUGUUAUUAAUUUGUCAGUUGUGUGGGUCCAAUACUAUUUUGAUGUACAUUUCAUUUAUUUUAAGAUAAAUAUCACUGUUAAAUGUAAAGUCACAUGAAACUAAUGACAUGAAUGGAGAUGUCUAAUAAAAUCAAAUGUUUUAUUUAGACCUCACACGUCUUGUUUAUUCUAGAACAAAUCAUCAGUUAACCAGAUACUAUACAUACAGUACAAAACCAGAUUUUUGUAGUAAAAAAAAACCAAAACAAAAAAAA
Molecule: messenger RNA, 7840 nt
Organism: Clupea harengus (Atlantic herring)
Lineage: Eukaryota; Metazoa; Chordata; Actinopteri; Clupeiformes; Clupeidae
Gene: znf638
Product: zinc finger protein 638
Cellular component (GO): nucleus
Molecular function (GO): zinc ion binding; RNA binding
Source: RefSeq, a predicted model, not a curated record